CAGUCAGUCUGCUCCCAGUGCUGUACAGGAGACACCACUGGCAUUGGGUUCUGGAGUUCACACUGUACUGUGCUGGACUUCCUAAAACUAAGCCAGGAGUAAAUUGCAAGACUGCGCUGUGAACACUGCAUGUUUUCCAGAGCACUCCAGCGAAAGGGAAGACAGUGCACCUCACUAAGCUGGUUUCUGGGAAUCGCUUUCUUUUUAAAGCAGGAGACCUCUGUUGUUCAGUGUCUGCUGUGUUAACCUUUGGUGCCUUGCCUAUUGAAGUGGGCUGAUAUGGAAUGUGACCCUUACCACAGUCCAGUGAGUGUUUUGUGAAAUAAGGCAAAAGCUGCACAGAAUAAGAAAAUAAGGGAAGACAAACAAAUAAAACUUGUCGUUUUCCUCAGUAUGCCCGUUGAAACUUUGCACGCAGACAGAAUGGUUAGGCAAGUGUCGUCAGGAGCAGCCUUUACCUCCACCAUGCCUUUCCGGAUCCUUAACAAGGGGCCCGAGUACUUCCGCAGGCAGCUGGAGCCCAACUCCAAAAAGCUGAGCGCCGUGGAAAGACUGGAGGCUGACAAGGCCAAGUAUGUGAAGAGCCAGCAGGUCGUCAGUACCAAGCAGGAGCCGGUGAGGCCGCCCCUGAUCAAGAAGGCUCUGAUGUCCCCCGGGGUCCUGCGCACCAUCAACACCCCCACCCGCAAGAUCCCCCUGGGCCUCCGGAGGGGCGAGGGCUGCGGCCGGAGGGGGGCCCUGAACAUCGACAUCCUUAACAACCUCAUCAACAUCUGUGACAGUCCGCUGUCCUCGUCGCCGUCCCCCAAAACCGAGACUGGCGACUGCUCGCUGAAAGUGAAUGCUACGUGGGAGAAACAGCCAGACGGACAACCCAAGCUCUCCGGUGGCUACAGCAACCUGUCCAAGGUGUCUCCAAAUUCAGUGACUGUGCGGAGGGUCGACGUGCGGCCCAAUGCCGUGCAGCAGCAUCCGAAGCAGCGGCAGCAACAGCAGCAGCAGUGUGUUCGACAAACUGCUCCUCGCGUCUGCAGUGUUAUCCCACCCUCCUCCCCAGCCUACACCAGGAUUUCCUCCACCAGUUCCAGGAGUUCCAAAAGGGGACACCCCUCCUUGCAUCGCUCCAAAUCGGACCUGAGUGACCGCUACUCGCGGGCCACCGCCGACCUGGAGCGCUUCUUCAACUACUGCGGCCUGGACCCCAUGGAGAUCGAGAGCAUCGGUGUGGAGCGCUUCGCCCGGGCCAGCUCCGACAUCGUCUCCGUCAAGCUCCCCAGUGUCAGCACGCCCAGCUCGGAGCAGAGCUGCCAGACCGAGGAGAGAGCCAGCGAGCGGGAGCCCUACGGCAUCUCCAUCAUCGAGAGGAACGCCCGCGUCAUCAAGUGGCUCUAUGGCAUCCGUCAAGCGUGUGAGACGCAGAAGGUGUCCAACGUCUAGCCCUGCUGCUGCCGGACAAGAGAGAGACUUGUUUAGUGCGUGACUGUGCUAUCAAUAUUUCAUAACCAGAGACACUCGCGAGAUUCCAAGGUGCAGUGCAGUUCGUUUUUUCUAUUGUUUUGAGAGCCAAUCUUGUGCUUUUAAGCAUUGUUUGAGCACAAACUUAGAGCUGAAAAAAAAAGAAAUUAAACGGCGAAUGAAGCUGUAACACUGGAAGAAAGGUCGGGUUAAACUGUAACUGAAAAGCUUACCUAUUGAGAAGCUGCCCUUCUGUUCAAACCGGUUUCUGUGCCAAAGUGUAAGCUUAACAGUGUUUGUAAAGCUUGAUGUCUUUUAAGGUAAGAGUAAAGAAAAUAGUUUGCUUAGGGAGCAGUGAUAGGCUAAUACUGGGAGUAAACCUGUAUAUUUGACAUUUAUUUCAAAAGAUGAGUUGUUAUGAAAACAAAGUUUGAAAAUACAAAGGAAAAAAAGUACAAUGUCAUAAUUGCUGUGAAAUAAGGGCUUAAUAUUAAAUUGAGUUUAACAAGCCUCAUUCCUCCUGGCCUGAUCCCCAUGUGUCUUAGUUGGUCAUUUUACACUGUUUUGUGUGUGUGUGGUUUAUCGUAGAACUCUACAGGGCUUUCUGUGGUACUUUUAAAAUAAAGCUGCUGACGAUCUAAUGGAGUUGCAUUUCACUGUUCCAGAUUUAUUAUUUAUCCAGCUAUGCUUUUGGCAAAGGGAUUUAAGCUUUGAGUUGUCAGUUUUGUUGUGAUGAACAGGUGGUACAUGUAAGUGCUGAGGUGGGUUCGUGAAGGUGUCGUAUGUCAGGCAGUCUGUGUAUGAGGGAGUGAUCAAGCCUGCUAGUGUUAAACACUGAACUGGAGAGGAGAGGCUCUGUGGAGAUCUCUCUGUAAACUGGGUGUGAAACACAGAUUAGAUGGGUCAAACCCAUUAGCUGGGAAGAUUAAGGGGGUGAAGUUUUUAAGAUAAGUAAAAGAAGUUGCAGAUUUUAAGCAUAGAUCGGUUGUGUGUGUAUACAGUGCAGUGUGCAUUUGUGACAAACCUUAACUAUUUGGUCCAUUUAAAGGAUCCUGUCCUGUCUAUUGUGUGACUAUCCUUUGCAUGGAACAGCGGCUUUUUAAUGGGUCACAAUGAGUGGCUAUUUGUUUAGCAGAUUCUCAGUGUAAUGCAACCCCCCACAGACACACCCACACACACCCCCAUACGAGUCUAACCCAAUUAACAGCAGCUGAUGCAAAUGCACAUUGUGAUUUUGGAGAGACAAUAGAUGACUUUUCAAAGAAAGAUAAUUGCUGAAUAGAAAUGCUAUAGAAAAUGUUUGUGUAAUUUCAUGUUUUCCGUCUGUCUAGUUCAUUGAUUUAUUGCUGUUUUGUUUGGUCUUGUUCUGGCUUGGGAUAAAUGUAAAAUGAAUACGGUACAUCUUGCUUCUGGUUUAAAAAGAAAAGUCUCCGGGUUUGCUCUGUUUUGCUUAAAAGGCAGCCUGGGUCAGCUCCUGCAGAUGUGUGGGGCUCCUCCGUGAUUACUACAUGUGUUUGUGUUUAAUCCAGAACAAUGUGAAUACCCUUCUGUGUGUAUUGUUUUAUUAGGAUGAAUUGACUCUACAGGGUAAAUGCACUGUAUAGAAUGUGCACUGUCUGGUUUUCAUCAGCACUUUAUCAGAAUGUAGUUUAAACAGACACAAAACGAAAGGGUUGUAGUUGUACGAUCUUCCUAUCCUGCACUACCUGCAAACUUAAUGAUGCUGCACGCUGUGAGUGGAGUGGGAUUGUGAUGGCAUCCAAUUUAGUUGAUUUUUAUUUAAGAAAUCUCAAGAUUAUUAUUUGUAUUUAUUUUCUGUUGUAAAUACCAUCGAUUUCUGUAGUGCAAUUCAAAUGAAGGCUGUGAAAAUGUGACGGUGCAUAUUUUAAAUCUAAACAACUUUUGCACAACGAAUAUUUAGACUUAUUGGUGAAUAAACGGCUGGCAUUUAUAUUAAUAGGACAGAAAUGAUCAGGUUUAACUGUCUGCUGUCCUGUACCAGCUGUGUUUUAUUUACUCUGUUUUUGUUAAUCCUAUAACUUAUUUUUGUGCAAUACUUGAAUUGGUUGGUUCAAAAUUCAACUUGGUAUGAAGUAAAUGUGAUGGCAUUCAAUUUGAUGUGUUUGAGUGUCUCAUUGUGUGAAACAAAUUCAACAAACAGCAUACAGGCAAACUUAGAAUAAAACUGCCACUGAUCGAUGUCAACCCUCCUCCCAGAGUUUCCAGACAAAUCUGUUUAACCCUGGAUGGGGGGGAAAAAAACAAAAACCCCAAAAAACCUUAUCUAAUUGUAAAAGGAAGGUUCAGUGUAUUGUGAAUAAAGAUCACAUACAAAAUCAGUUAAUAUUUGUCUGUGAGGGAGUACUGAUAUGAGGGUUCUGCUGAUGGAGAUUGCUUGAUCACACACACACACGUUUAGAUUGGAUUAUCACAAACAUGAAUUUGGCUUUGUUUAUUGCCAUCAGCUUGCAGCAAUUGUAUCUGGCAGUAUUCCAUUGAACAGUGAAAGUAACCCAUUUGUACAAUUGAUAUAAAAGAACCAAAUUCUUCUGUUUUUAAAUUAUUGUGUUGUUAGAGACAUGGGGUCUGUUGGCAUGGAAUUGAUUUCUGCUGCUAAAGCUCUUCCUGGUAUGACCUGUGCUGGGGGUACUGAAUGGUAUAACAUGUUGCCAGUUGCUGCACAACCACUGCACAGCUGAUGCUUCACAACAACUGCGUCUCUCCUCUUGUGUUUUGCAGUUCCGCUGUAUUUGUGUAACCAGCAGCCAGGAAGCACAAUGUGUUGUGUCCUGUUUGUAUUGCCUGUACCUUCAACGCAAAGACUGCUCGCUGUAUGUGUUCUUUUUCUCAUGCAAAUCUUCGUAUCACAACAACACAAAGGUUAAAAAAAGAAAAAAAACAACACCUUUACCUUUUAACUCGUUUUUUUGUACAUAUUUGUUUUUUUUGAGAAGAAAAAAAUAAACAAGCACUGCAUUCCUUAGAAAAGA
Molecule: messenger RNA, 4445 nt
Organism: Polyodon spathula (Mississippi paddlefish)
Lineage: Eukaryota; Metazoa; Chordata; Actinopteri; Acipenseriformes; Polyodontidae
Product: protein FAM110A-like
Exons: 2
Coding region: 394-1437 (347 amino acids)
Source: RefSeq, a predicted model, not a curated record